UCACUUACCAAGCCUGCAGUGCAGAGAAAAAGGCAAAAGCCAGAAGCAUUCUCUCUAGUAACAGCUACAUGGAAGUGUUGCACCAACAUUGAGGUUGUAGGUCCACAUUAUUUCCUCUAGUUAUUUCUGGUCAUUAUCCAGAUCCCAUUAUCGCUACUUGGUCAGAGCUCUAAAGAAAAAUCAGAGAAAAGAUUUAGAAAAUGGAGGGAAAAGUUUGGGUUGUAUCACAUCAGAUCCAACGGCAGAGCUCUAGAUUUAAGAUAGAAUGGUAAUGGAAAAUGGAAUCCUGAUCCGAGAAAUGAAGGCUAUCUAUUUGCAUUGUUUCAUCAUUCUGGUGUUACUCAAUGAAUAACCAUAAUGGUCCGAAUACGAAUAUUAAGGAAGGUUAGUCUAAUAAUUGAAGAAAUGCAUACACCCAAAACUAGCUGAUGGGUGCUGUUUUCAUUGCGAGACAUUAAAUUUGUCAAAGAUAUCCCACAAGAUCUUCUCGUCAGUUUUGGUUUGCUUGCAUCAUCAUUUUCAGGCUCUUUUCUCUCGCCUUUCUCUGAGACUAUAUCUGUUCAAAAGUACACUGCUGAAACAGUAGUCUCUCUUUUUUCACAUUUGAUUGCCUUAAGUUCUUAGUUGUUUGAUUCUGAAGAGAAAGUGUGAUACUUUGUUACUGUAUUACUCUUGCUUCUCAUCACUUUGGCUUUCUUGUUCAGAAUAGCUUAAAAAGAAAGGGACUGUCUGAAAAAUGGUGCUGAGAAGACCUGGCAGGAACAGGAAUUUCAACAGAGAGAAUCCAGAUAUUUUGAUUAUGAUGAUUGCAGUGGAUCAGAUAAUAAGAGGUUGUGAGCAGGACAAAGGAGAUGGCACAGAGAGGAAGGGGAUGGGCCCUUUAAAGCCUGCAACAAAGAGUGAGUGGUUUCUGCAUCCCAAGAGCUAUGGUCUCUCCUCUUUCUUGCUCUCCACCCCCUGGUUUUCUCUUGUGCGGCUGAUACUUCCUUCUAUCUUUAUUUAGUGGGUCCAUUUCCUCCAUCUCCACCUUCAUGCAGAGUCCUCUUUUUUGCCUCUUCACUCUCUCUCUCUUCCUUUUAAUGGUUCUCUGAGAUGGGUGUCAUUCAUUUUCCAGAGCUGUACGUAUUUUAGCUUUAAAGUUUGAGAACAGAGAUUGAGAUUAUACAUCUCCCUGCCGUUCAAUCCUCCAAACUUAAGCUUCUCGGGGUUUGAGCGCUUGAAGCUAUUCCAUUCUCCUUUUUUCAUGCAAAAUUUUGUAUCACUUUUCUUUUACCAUCGGCUUUAUGUUGUUGUGAUUUGGCAGAAGCCGGAAAAGUGGGAAUACAGCACCAGUCAUUAUUACUUCUUUUCCCCUUGUUUUUUUCUAUAAAAGCAAAGCUUCUCUUCCACUUUAUCUGAACUUUCACAAUGGCACCCUUUUCUGGAGAAACAAAAGAAACCAAGUUCUUUGAAUCUUCUCCUUUUUCUUUUUUAAGUUGUCUUUGAUCACCUGUGAGUGAAGAACCAUAAAGCAGUGAACAUUAUAGCAAUUUUUUUUCGUUUUAUAACUUGCAGGUUUAAAGCUCUUCACUAAGCCAUCACAUCCAUUUAAUUUGCUUAGAAAUUCAGGACACGGUCAUUUUUUUUUCAGGGGAUUUGGUGUGGGGCUUUCGCUCUAAGUUUCUCAUCCUAUAUAGGAUGACAGAGAUUCAUCAAAUGGAAGCUAAAAAGUGAAUGUGGUUUGAAUCGAGUAUGUUAAUCUCAGCUGUUGCUUUGGAUAAAGAAUGGUAGUUUUCCGUCUAGACUGCGUAUGGGUGGGCGAAUGAUUUGAUGAAUGCUCUGGUGGAUAUGGUAAACCCAAAUUCUGUUGUUGUAUGUGAAAUUCUGCCUCUUGGCUUUUAGAACUCAGUUGAUACGUCCAAUUAAUGAACUAAGCAAUAUUACAGCUGGAUUUCCUAUCUUUUUAAGUCUGCGGGAGUCUGGAUGCUCUGCUCUUACUAGUGCUGAUAAUCAUAUAGUUGAACAAUUGACAUUUUGAGGUUUUCCAAUGUCUACUGCCCUGCAACGAAUCGAUAUGGGAGAUGCUUGUCUGGGUCCCUCUGUGAAUGAUAUUCGUGGAAAUACAAAAGAUUCAGCAUUUCCAGACCCACAGUUCCAGCAAUUAGAAACCUUUAGAACGUGCUUCUUACACAGUUACUCUAAUGCUUCAAAUUCUUCAUUUGCAAGUUCUCUGAUCUGUGAAGGUGAUGAGUCUCUAUGUAAUGCAAAUAAUAAGUGGGAAAGCGAUAGGUUUCAUUGUAUUCAGCAACUUUCUGGGGAGAAUCCGGAAACAUCUGAUUCCCAGACCGUCUUGUCCAUGGAACACCUGCACCAGAAUGGCUGGAUGUCAUCUAACACUAUGAACUCUAAGUUAUGGAAUGAGCUUUCUCUAAGCCUUGCUACAACCGAACCCGUCCUCAGUGGAGGAACUGAUUUCCUGGACCAGUAUUCUCAGUUGACUUUUUCUGGUGCUACUCAACCUUGCUUGAACAGCACAGAAUUAGCCUCGAACUUAAAUUCAGGCAGCUCUAGGGACCUCUCUCUAAGUUAUGGAUGUGGUAAUUCUGUUCGCCUUUCUCGAGCAAUAGCAGGAUCUAGAUAUCUUUCGGUCAUUCAAGAUGUACUUUCUCAAAUUGCAAGCUAUCCACUGGAAAACUCAGAUCAAGUUGAUCAUUCAACUACUGCAACUGGGUUUGUGCCGUUGUCAUCAUCAAGUUCCCUGGAUGAUGCAACGAUUGAAUAUGGUUCUGAUGUUACUGGUAGAUACAGUUCUCAAAUGGAGCCGGAAUGGCAAAAUCUAUCUGUUGAUGCCAAGAAGUCCCAUCUGUUGACUCUACUACAAUUGAUUGAUGAGAGGUACACUCAAUGCUUGGAUGAGAUUCAUACCGUUACUUCUGCGUUUCAUGCUGCUACUGAUUUGGACCCUCGCUUGCAUACUCGAUAUACACUCCAGACGAUCACUUCGGUGUAUAAAAACUUGAGGGAGAAGAUUACCAGUUGUAUUUUUGCUAUUGGGAAGCAUUCUAACGCAACGUGCACCAAGGAGAAGGAAAAAUUCUUUGAGGCAACAUUCUUACAGAAGCAGUGGGCUCUCCAGCAGUUGAAAAGGAAAGAUAAUCAAUUAUGGAGGCCACAGAGAGGCUUGCCUGAAAAAUCUGUCUCCGUUCUUAGGGCAUGGAUGUUUCAAAAUUUUCUCCAUCCGUACCCCAAGGACACAGAGAAGCAUUUACUUGCAGUAAAAAGUGGAUUAACUAGAAAUCAGGUGUCUAAUUGGUUCAUCAAUGCUCGUGUCCGAUUGUGGAAACCGAUGAUCGAGGAAAUGUAUGCUGAAAUGAGCAGAAGAAAAUCCAAUCAAAAUGAGGAGGGAAUCGAAAGAAUUCAUUGUCCCAGAUAAGCAUUAGCAGUGAGAAGAUGUGGCUCGAACUGUGAAAAUGAUAGACAGUAUUGAGCACUGUAUGGAACUUGAAUUGAUUAGAAAAGUGUACUAGACUGAAUUAAAUUCAACUAUAUAUUCUUUUUGACAAUUUAACCUGAGAAA
Cucumis sativus (cucumber) is the source of this 3556-nucleotide messenger RNA. Its product is annotated as homeobox protein ATH1. Gene Ontology annotation, molecular function: RNA polymerase II cis-regulatory region sequence-specific DNA binding; DNA-binding transcription factor activity, RNA polymerase II-specific. NCBI's taxonomy places the organism in Eukaryota, Viridiplantae, Streptophyta, Magnoliopsida, Cucurbitales, Cucurbitaceae. Gene Ontology annotation, biological process: regulation of transcription by RNA polymerase II. The transcript has 6 exons. The record is from RefSeq and is a predicted model, not a curated record. The coding region runs from base 2027 to 3412 and encodes 461 amino acids.